Molecule: messenger RNA, 3034 nt
Organism: Xyrauchen texanus (razorback sucker)
Lineage: Eukaryota; Metazoa; Chordata; Actinopteri; Cypriniformes; Catostomidae
Product: secretory carrier-associated membrane protein 2-like
Exons: 9
Coding region: 85-1065 (326 amino acids)
Biological process (GO): protein transport
Cellular component (GO): recycling endosome membrane; trans-Golgi network membrane
Source: RefSeq, a predicted model, not a curated record
GUGUCGCGGGAAACAGAAGAGAUCGCAGCACUAGUACCGCUCACGAUUAGUUUGGACUGUAAAGGCGGAUAAAACCCCUUCAAAAUGUCGGGAUUCGACACAAACCCUUUCGAAAACCCAGUCGACGUCAAUCCCUUCCAGGAUCCGUCUGUGACUCAGGUGACUAAUUCUGGAAUUGAUCACAUUGAACAUUUCAGUCCGUUUCCUGAUGGCAACUCUGGAACCACCAUCCCAGCAUCAACCACUCCAUCUCAAUCUGCUGUACUGCAGCCGUCAGUUGACCCCAGUCCGCAGGCUACAGCUGCAGCUGCGCACGCAAAUCUGGUCAGACAGCAGGAGGAGCUGGAGAAGAAAGCAGCUGAACUGGAUCGACGAGAACAAGAUCUACAGAACAGAGGAGCUCCUACGGGCAAGCAGAACAACUGGCCUCCUCUACCCAAAAUAUUUCCCAUCAAGCCAUGCUUCUACCAGGACUUCUCCGAGGAGAUCCCACCAGAGCAUCAGAGACUCUGCAAAAUGAUCUAUUACCUAUGGAUGUGGCAGUGUGUGACGCUGUUCUUGAAUGUUCUGGCGUGUCUGGCAGAUUUCACCUCUAAUACAGAUGCAGGGGUGGACUUCGGCCUCUCCAUCCUCUGGUUCAUUCUGUUCACCCCCUGCUCAUUCCUCUGUUGGUACAGGCCCGUCUAUAAAGCCUUCAGGUCUGAUAGUUCCGUCAAUUUCUUUUUCUUUUUCUUUAUUUUCUUCGCUCAAAUCGGCGUGUCUAUCAUUCAGUGUGUGGGCAUCCCUCGAUGGGGCAACAGCGGCUGGAUUGCUGCUAUAAAUGCAAUUGGCUCAGAUAAGGCGGUUGGCGCCAUUAUGAUGGUGGUGGCGGCUUUCUUCACUGUGUGUGCUGUGAUGUCGGUUGUCUUAUUCAAAAUGGUUCAUUCUCACUACCGUCACACCGGUGCCAGCUUCCAGAAGGCACAGCAGGAAUUCUCCCAGGGCGUCCUCACAAACAGCACCUUCCAGAGCGCUGCAGCCAAUGCGGCCACCACCGCUGCCACCGCCGCCACCCAGAGGAACUAGACCCAGAAAGCACCACCAGAAUCCCACAUCUCCUCCGCAGAGCCUCCUCUCCAUCGGCCUGGUGGUCCACACGGAACCCAAACGUUGCCCUUGUUCACCUGCUUUGGUUCUUGGUCUUAAUUUGGCCUUUGGACUAAUGAGGUGCUAGUUUUCAAAUGUUUGUUGUUCUUUUAUUUUUUUGAAACAGAAGGUAUGAAGUUGAAAUGUGUUUGUAUAUUUAAAUGUACACAGUAAUGGUUUCCUGUAUACAUUUUGAGCUUGGUUACGCUGUAUAUAAAGUCAUAGUCCAUGGUGGUACAGGAGCGAUCUAUGUCCUUAAUGACCAUGAGGGAUAUUAAACCCUUUGCAAUUCCCUUGAUAAUGAAGUCUAUGUUUAAAUGCAUGUUUAAGUAACGGUUUAGAUGUUGAUUGCAUUUCUGCUAUAAUAUAAGUACUAAAGGUUCAUUUGUUUAUAUUGGAUUUUUUCAUGCAGCAUAAAUGUUUGAUGAAGUUAUUUAAAAUUUUUAUAGAGCUUUGUCCUUUUACUUAUAUGACAUAAGGGUUUUAAGCUAUUGUAAACAUUUAAAUCAAAAUAGUUUAAGUUGUAUUGCAAGAUUUGCGUUCAUGAUUGUUUUUUUUAGCCAUUUGGGAAACUCUUAGCACUUCAAAGCAAUCCUGUAAAAUGGUUUGCAGUUCUUAUAUUGUCUUCAUAUUCUCAGUCCUGAAAUGUAUGUUGACAAAUCGUUGCACCUUACACAAGGGACAAGCCAAUGACGGUUAAAAAGGGUUACAGAAUGUUGUCAAAAAUAACUGUAAAAUUGAUAUAAGCAGUAUGAGUACUUAACUGAACAAGUUGAGCAAUUAAAUUUUUUGAUUAACAAUUUUGUGGUAUAUAUAUAUAAAUAAAAAGUGCUCUUACACGUUUGGAUGACACAUGGUCUACGGUGCGUUCACGUCAUACCGGAAUUACUGUAAUAGUUCGCAAGUCUGGUUCCGGAAGUAAAAAUCCCAUUCAUUUAUUCCAUAGACAAAUUGAUUUUCAACGAUAACUUAUAAACCUUUAAAGACAGACCUACCGUGAGCUCCGAGGUUGUUCAUUGAUGGUAUAUGCUUCCGUUAAAGCCAUCCGUCUGCGUUAUCUCAACUUCAUUUUAUUUAUAAUCGUGUUUGAUCGCGGAAUUCACUGUAAACAACUACAUUACCCAUGAUACAUCAGAGAAAGCUCCACCAAUCAGAGAACCGCGUCCAAUAAAACCCGCGAAACGUGCGCUCUAUUACAAGCUCUAGGAAGACGUGAACACUUUUUAACAAAUGAUCGUAUUUACGGUAAUUCCGACAUGAUGUGAGAGCACCAUAAGUACAUUCCAAACAGAAAUCACACACAUAUAUCCAUCCUGAGGUCACACAGUGUUGUGGAGUAGUUCACUAAAAACGGCGACACUAUAUUUUUUAUAAUGUAAUUUUAUAACACGGCAAAUGUAUUACAUUGUAUUUUGAACGCAGCAAUGGAGUCGAGGGAGGAAUCACAUAGUGAUUCACUAUGAGCGCCACUAGUGCACAGGAACUAGAAGCUACUAACUAACUAGUACAGGAGCCAGUGUAGCCAAAAAUCGUAAUUGUAUAAUAAUAAAAGCUUCAAAAAAGGACAAAGAAAGAAGACUCCAGUGGUUUAAUCAGUGUCUUCCGAAGCAAUCUAAUCGGUUUUGGGUGAGAACAGACCAAAAUAUAACUUUUUUUCUCCCUGUAGAUCUUGCCAUUGCUGUCUAUAAGCAUUAUCAUGAUUUCAAGCUACUAGUGCUUGACGCAUGCGCAGAGAGAUAAUGCCGCUAGGAAGUGUAGUUGAGCUUGAAAUCAUGAUGGCCAAGCAGACUGUUAAUAUCAAGAUUUAUAUUGAAGAAAAAGUCUUAUAGAUUACCUUUAUGUGCUUUUUGGAGCAUGAAUAUUUAGUCACCAUUCACUUGCAUCAGAUGGACAAUAUCUUUGUUUGUGU